AUGGAAGACGACGCGAGCAGAGUGCGGCAGCUGACACUUUCAGUCCCUCGAAUCGAGGUCAAAACCUACCGCCGUGUUUGCACGUACGCCGACGGUCAGCGCCAGCCCGCGCACUUCGUCUACCAUGUGCAGUGCAAUUGGUCAGGCAUGCAGAGGCCCGACUUAGAGUUCGGCUCCAAUGCUGAUCUGCUUUCUCAAGAGCGGGGCGACUCCUGCUGGUGGGAUUCCUUGCCAGACUGCUACACCGUCAAGAGAAAGUGGGCAGACCUUCACAGGCUACACAGCUUGGUGGAUUCUGAGCUGGCCUUUGACAAAGCGGGAGGCUUCCGUCGCGUGAAGACACGCAUGCCUCCGCUUCCGGAAGCUGGAGAUCUAAACGACUUUUUGGUGACGCUCGCUGCCACGGGUGAUGUUCUCGCACUAAGCCGUCGGACAUCUGGUCGCCAAUCAGAUGCAACAGACGCCUUUGAUGAGCUUAACCUGCUCCACACGAUCUACGUCGAGAAUCGCCUGGGCCCAUACUUCGCAGAGUUGAACAAGGUCUUGGCUGAAAUUCCCUGGCAGCUUCUUCAGGACUGCCUCCCGUUGCGAAACUUCGCAACCAGCGGCGUGAGCUGCCGUCCAAGGGCGGGCAGCAGAGGAAACACCUUCUACGGCAAAGGACCCUUUGUCUUGGAGCCCAGCUUCUAUCACGCGGCGAGCAAGAAGGAGCUGCAGCGAUGCCGAGAGGCACGCGAAGCGAAGACGAAGGCCAAGGCCAAGGAAGUCCCUGCGCAAGGCACAGAGAAGCCCAAGAAGCUGCGGCGGGAGCCUUCUGGCAGGUUGGACAGCCAGUCUCUGGCGAGUCCUGCCAGUCCUGCCAGCCCUGCCAGCCCAUCCUCGCGAAGGAUGUCCCGGAGGCUCUCGCAUCAAGGCAGCCGUACGAUGCUGGCCAAGUCGAACUCGUUGCCGCUGUUGGAGGCCGAGUUCGAAGAUCCGAUGUCGCGAGAGUCGCCAGAGUUCAGCUGGGACGAGCUUCAGAGCUUGGAGGACAGCAAGAGUCACGACAGGCUCGCAUGCUCCCAUUACAGUUUCUUUGCGCUUCGAAUGGGCAAGAAGGACUUGGCUCCCUGCGAGAAGGACUACUGGAAGAGGAUGGCACUAAAGGAGAAGCGGGAGCUGGGGCGCCGAGCACAGCUCCUGCCCCAGGAGCUGCUGGCACCCCCUCGCUCCAGGCCGAUCGACGACUUGCCGGACGAGACGUCGACGUUCAGCAGCCGGAGCUUUUGGCUGAGCACUCCAGAUGCGCUGUCGGCGAGCCAAUCUGUCGAGCGCCUGCCGGCGUUGCCACCCCCGGGCUUGAACGAGCCUUUUCGAGAGGGAUCUGCGGGAACCAAGAGAAGCAGGCCGGUGUCCGAGCAGAAGUCGUACGGUGUGGGCCUUGCCUCCCUCAUGAUGAAGCCUGCAGAGAGGACGGAACACAUGGAGGUGGUCAUGCGCGAUCUCUGCGAGGGGUUUCAGGUCUGCCUCCUUGGCGAACCUGCCCCUCAGGUGCCGCGAAGCAUGCGCCUCAAGGAGCCCAUGAAGAUCUACCGUCUUCCUGGUCGAGAGGAGACUAUGAAGGUCUACAGAGUCUACUGCAACUUGCUGCAGUCCGAAGGGGUGGAUGCUGGUGGUGGGCUGCUUCCUGAGCUUCCGCCCGACAAGGACGGCAAGAAGGCCAACUUGCACGAGACGCGGGCAUUCCACCAUCCUUCGCUGAAGAAGGCUAAUGAGCAGGCUCGGCGCCGGCAGCGCCGUAACGGGCAGCUCACCGAGGAGAUUGCUCGGAUCUCAUGGUCUACUCUCUUGCAGUGGGUUCAGCACUUGGAAGACCUGGCCGCAGACUUCAGGUAUCGGUCCGUCACAGCGGCAUUGAACCGGGCCCUGCAUCAAUGGCGGAAGAAGCAGGCCACACCGCGUCAGCAGCAAGAGGGCGUGGACCUGUCAAUGAUCAUUCAGUGGACUUGGCCGGACGUGACUGAAGACAAGAUCGCUGACAUGAUGCUGUGGAUCUUCGAGAUUGAGCUGAGCAAGUUCAAGCAGCCAACUCCGCGGCUGAUGGAUCCACACGACCGCCGGAUUCUGGAGGCCCUGUUUCGUCGACUGGACGACAAGAAUGUGGGCUCAUGCUCUCCGGAGGACAUCGCCGGCAGCAAAGAAGAAGACGAAAACGAAGGGCACAACGACAAAAUGAAGAAUAUCGUGGACGUCGAUACGGUGAAGGCCGUCGUCGGCCAAGAGCGCGUUGAGCUGCUGCCUUUCUUGGAGCUGAUGUGUGAGAGUGGUGUUCGAGCCCAUGAGGCUGCCACAGAGGUGCUGCUUGAUGAUGGGCGCAAGCUCGUGCUUCAGUACCGGCGGGCAGUCGACAGCAAGGUUUGGGUUUUCGAUGGGACGCCUGCAGACGAGGAGCAGCCCCGCCGGGUCGCGAGAGUGUUCGAGGCUGAGGUCAUUCGCUGGAGAGCUCUGGCCCAGGCCACACAGCGCGCGGAGGCCCAGGCGGCCCAGGAGGCCUUGCUGGCCCAGCAAAGGAAGGAGAGGGAGAAGCAACAGAAGGAAGCCGGCGGCAAAGAGACGCAGGAGGAGGAGGAGCUGGAGCUUCAGAUGGUGUCUUCCGACAGUUGUAGAGCCAAUGGAGCCAUCGGAGUCGAUGGCACAAACUGCAAGGCAAGGAGCAUGACGAAGAACGACGAUGAGGCAGAGGAGGAGAAAGCUGCAACCCAACCGGUGGUGCCCAGCAUCCCGAUACCCAUCCCGGGUGCCGAGCCUGCCAUUGGACCACAGGUGAACUCGCUGCGACCAUCCUCAGCAAGGUACUCCUUCGCACGAGAAAGGAAGAAGGAUGCCUGGAGUGGCGAGGGCACACCUGGCCCGGGCUACUAUUCCAUGGACUAUGCCAACGCGCUGGUCUGUGCUUCCGCUGCCAGUAUGGGAACUGCCGCUGCACGGUCACACUGUAGCGAGACGCGGCGAUCCCUGAAAAAAGAGAAGAGUGAUCCCAACACUCACUUGCACGUGAUGGAGGCCUGGGUGACUUCGACAGCAGCCGGUCCCAGUCCUCGGAUCGGUUUUGGGACAGAGACCCGCGAGGCGCAGGUCUCCGACCUGGAGCUCUUGCGAGCCUGUCCCGAGUCCAGGUACGGCUCCGGCCCCGGCCUGGUGUACCACCCGGACUACAGGAGAGUGCGUCCAGAAUCGGCUGGCCGCAGCUUUCCUCGCGACAAGUCUGGCGGCCUGGUCAGCAGCGUGGGAACGUCUGGACAAGUGGCACCGUCUUCGUAUCAGCACCACGAUCAGGAGUCCAUCUCUGGAAAGCAGCUAGACUCCCGCAAGAGGACCGGUCCAGCUUUCUCAUUCGGCCGGGCUUCUCGCUUCAUGGCGCCACGCCGUGCGAUGGGCGGCCGGGCGGAGGAAUGCGCAUCUGCCCGGUCGAGCCUGGGCAGGUCUGAGUCAGGACGGCGCCAGCGGCGGCCACCCUCGGCAACUUUCGGCUGUGCUGACCGUGAUGCGGCGCGGCGGGUCAAACGAGGGGCCAACUGCUAG
This is a messenger RNA of Symbiodinium sp. CCMP2592, 3561 nucleotides long. Lineage: Eukaryota; Dinophyceae; Suessiales; Symbiodiniaceae. The record is from the annotation of a GenBank genome assembly.